Daucus carota subsp. sativus is the source of this 1462-nucleotide messenger RNA. RefSeq lists its product as uncharacterized. Bases 117 to 1235 code for a protein of 372 amino acids. The transcript has 10 exons. The record is from RefSeq and is a predicted model, not a curated record. Lineage: Eukaryota; Viridiplantae; Streptophyta; Magnoliopsida; Apiales; Apiaceae. Gene Ontology annotation, cellular component: cytoplasm.
CAUUUUGAUAUAAAUUUUGGUGUCUAAACGUGUCGAGUCCGAGACCAACGAGUUGUUGAGCAUAUCUCUAUGUCUCUGGAUAUGUAAUCACACAUUCACUUGAAAAUUUUGUUUCAAUGGCUAUGUACAUGAGCAGCAGUGCUUGCUUUCAUGCUUUGAGUAGCCAAAGAAAAUUUCACCAAAGAAUCAGAGCAGUUGCUUCCGAAGAAUACGCUGCUACCACCAGUACAGUGAACCAAGAUAAAGUCAAGUUGGGUAAUUCUGAUUUGAAGGUCACAAAGCUUGGGAUUGGUGCUUGGUCUUGGGGUGAUACUAGCUACUGGAACAACUUUGAAUGGGAUGAUAGAAUGAUGAAAGCAGCCAAAGCUGCUUUUGAUGUCAGUGUGGAUUCUGGUAUUACGUUCUUUGAUACUGCUGAAGUUUAUGGAUCAAGGUUCUCUUUUGGUGCAAUAAAUUCUGAAACAUUGCUAGGAAGAUUUAUUAAGGAGAGGAAGGAACGGGAUCCAGGAGUUGAUGUAGCUGUUGCUACUAAAUUUGCAGCAUUGCCAUGGAGACUUGGUCGUCAGAGUGUCCUAGCUGCUCUAAAAGAUUCUCUCUCCAGGCUAGAGCUUUCUUCAGUGGAGCUCUAUCAAUUGCAUUGGCCAGGAAUAUGGGGAAAUGAAGGAUAUCUUGAUGGUCUUGGAGAUGCUGUGGAGCAGGGUCUUGUGAAGGCUGUUGGCGUAUCGAACUAUAGUGAAAAGCGUCUUCGGGGUGCAUAUGAGCAGCUUAAAAAGAGAGGCAUCCCACUUGCUUCCAAUCAAGUAAAUUACAGUCUCAUAUACAGGAUACCAGAGGAGAAUGGUGUGAAGGCUACCUGUGAUGAACUUGGGGUCAGUUUAAUUGCCUAUUCACCUAUUGCUCAAGGUGCGCUGACAGGAAAGUAUACACCAGAUAAUCCUCCAAGUGGUCCCCGAGGAAGGAUUUAUACACCCGAAUUUUUAACGAAGCUCCAACCUCUAGUAAGCAGAAUAAAGGAGAUCGGGGAGAAAUAUAAUAAGACCCCUACACAGGUAGCCCUAAAUUGGCUCAUAGCCCAGGAGAAUGUUAUCCCUAUUCCAGGGGCUAAAAACGCAGAGCAGGCGAAAGAGUUUGGUGGAGCACUCGGGUGGAUACUCAACACAGAAGAGAUUGAUGAGCUUCGCGCAUUGGCAACUGAAACAAAACCCGUGAUAGGAUUUCCAGUUGAGAAAUUGUAGAACUUACCAGUUCUGCCUAUAUAUACUGUACACAUUUUCAGAUACAUGUAUAGCGAUGUAUACAGGUAAAAUGUAAAAUUACAUUGCACAAUAGUGUUAGAAUAUAACAAGGUGAACCUGAAGAUUUUGGCAUCUUUCAAGUGCAGUUGGUACAAAAAUAUCAUAUAACGUGUACUUAUUUCUGUAUAAGAGACGCAAUAUUCGAAAUAACCUCUUUUUUCCUUCUC